AUGCGACAUAGUGGCGGCCUCUAUCCGGCCCUCACCCUAAGUUUGGACAUUCCUUUUUGUCAUGACCAAAACAUCUCACUUGUGACCAGACUAUUAACUCCACACCUCCUAAUUUUGCAUUUCAGUCUCAUGUCCGGUCUGUCAGCCAUGGACACGAAGGCCAGCGGCCGGCUGGGUGUCCUGACCAUCACUUACUACCUAUGGACCACUUUCAUCGCCGUCAUCGUAGGCAUUGUGCUCGUCCUCAUCAUCCACCCGGGGGUGGGCACAGAGAAGGACAGCCACCACGCCAGCUCGGGGCCUGUGAUGACUUCGGCUGAUGCUCUGCUGGACCUCAUCAGGAACAUGAUCCCUUCCAAUCUAAUUGAAGCAACCUUCCAACAGUACCGAACAGACCUAGUGCCCAUCGUGCAGAGUUCCAACGCGAAGGAAUCACAAGCCAACUACGUCUACGUCAUGCCCGACUAUCACAAUCCCCGCCUGGGCCACCCAGUCUUUCUGGACAUCACCCCAGCGCCGGACAUCAACUACAAGAUCGUGCCCAGUACCAGCAAGGGCAUGAACGUACUGGGGAUCGUCAUCUUCUCGGCCACCAUGGGGCUGCUCCUGGGAAAGAUGGGCGAACGUGGCGCGCCGCUGGUCAAUGUGUGCCAGUGCAUCAACGAGUGCGUCAUGAAGAUCAUUAACGCGGCCAUGUGGUAUUUCCCCUUUGGCAUCGUGUUCCUGGUGGCAGGGAAGAUCCUGGACAUGCACGAUCCGGCCCACCUGGGAGAAAAACUGGGCAUGUACUUCAUCACGGUCCUGUCCGGCCUGUUCGUGCACGGCCUCAUCUUGCUGCCCCUCUUCUACUUCUUCUUCACGCGCAAAAACCCAUUUCCCUUCAUCAGGGGCCUCCUGCAGGCUCUGGUCAUCGCCUUGGCCACGUCUUCAAGCUCGGCCACUUUGCCAAUCACCAUGAAGUGUCUGCUGGAGAACUGUGGCGUGGACCGUCAAAUUGCUCGCUUCGUGUUGCCCGUGGGAGCCACCAUCAACAUGGACGGAACGGCCCUAUAUGAGGCGGUGGCUGCCAUUUUCAUCGCUCAAGUCAACGAAUACGACUUGGACUUCGGUCAGCUGGUCACCAUAAGCAUCACGGCGACAGCAGCGAGCAUCGGUGCGGCUGGAAUACCUCAAGCUGGUCUGGUUACCAUGGUGAUCGUCCUGACCUCUGUGGGCUUACCGCCUGCGGACAUAUCUCUGAUCGUGGCCAUCGACUGGGUUCUCGAUCGCUUCAGGACGAUGAUAAACGUCCUCGGUGAUGCCUUAGCAGCCGGUAUCAUGGCACACGUAUGCAGGAAGGACUUUGAGAAAGCCGCCGCCACACCGGGGGUCGCCACAGAUGUCAACGUCCCCACCAUCGUCAAUAAUGGAGGAUCAUCAAAACGGAGAGACACGGUGAUCUCCGUAGGCAACCAGAGCGUGACGCUGUCCGACGCACCCCUGAUCGCGCACCGCUGUGAUUUUAUGUUUGAGGUGGAUGGUGACAACAUCUUGGAGAAACCCGUGGCCUGCUACAACUUAUGCCAAGUUUGAGCCAGCCUUCCACGGACUAAGCACUCAGCUCACCGAGAGACCGUGUUAAACUCAGGAUGCAGCUUUUCAGUUCCUUUGCCAGUGCCAAGACAAAACAAAAAAAACCUUCACGACUUGAUGUACAUCGCGCUGUAGGACUCGUAACGGAUUCCGUCUGUGGGCACCGAUUCGAUGAACGGCGAGUGUCGCUUAAGACUUCUUGCAGGCUUGUCCUGAUGACGAUCGAGACUCCAAUCCGGAUGCCUUAACAUGAUCGGUCGUGCUGAGAUGGCAGCAGCUCAUGAACGUCACAUUGGUCAAUGGGCUUUGACUCAAAGCGCUUUCAAACCGUAUGCUCAUUUGAUGACACAGCAUCUUGCUCAAGGACACUUCGACAUGGUCACAAUGACCAGGGAUCGGAACCCCACACCUUCAGGUUGGGAGAUGAGCGCUCGACGACUGAGCCAUGCCACCCCAACAUUGUCAAUUCAACCUCAUGUAUAGAUAAAACAAAAAAAAAAAAAAAUAGUAAUUAUAUCCGAGGAGUCACUGUCAUGUCUUUUUUAUACCAAUGUCAAUGUUUUUUUUUUGUGUGUGUGCUUGUUUUCCAAUUAAAAGUUGGUUCACUCCA
Messenger RNA from Hippocampus comes (tiger tail seahorse), 2182 nucleotides. RefSeq names its product excitatory amino acid transporter 5-like. Gene Ontology annotation, molecular function: glutamate:sodium symporter activity; L-glutamate transmembrane transporter activity; neutral L-amino acid transmembrane transporter activity. The transcript is spliced from 9 exons. The record is from RefSeq and is a predicted model, not a curated record. NCBI's taxonomy places the organism in Eukaryota, Metazoa, Chordata, Actinopteri, Syngnathiformes, Syngnathidae. Gene Ontology annotation, biological process: L-glutamate transmembrane transport. Gene Ontology annotation, cellular component: plasma membrane. Bases 1 to 1572 code for a protein of 523 amino acids.